This is a messenger RNA of Closterium sp. Naga37s-1, 1503 nucleotides long. Lineage: Eukaryota; Viridiplantae; Streptophyta; Zygnematophyceae; Desmidiales; Closteriaceae. The record is from the annotation of a GenBank genome assembly.
AUGCUCGGACUCAAGGGGCAAGCGGAGGAGCCUCCACAAGCCCUGCGCCGCAGCCGCACGGACAACACCCUGCUGCUGCUCGGUCAGCUGGGGAUUCCGCAGCACGAAGUUCCGCGCCUCCAGUCCGGCCUGCAGCUGCUCCAGCGCCGUCGCCACGUGGGAGAGGCACUCGCCAACACCAAUCAUGCGCCGCUCCCAACGGAGGACAUCAAGGACGAAGUGCGUCGGGCAGAAGCUCAGGAGACCGCGCUCGUGGCGAAGGGAAGCGAGCGACAGGGGCGGGGCCGCGAGGAACGAGGGGAUGCUGCUGCUGCGGAAGCUCAGAAGGUGGAUCGGCAGCAACAGGCGACGGCUCAGGCAGGGGGGGCACGAGAGGUGCCCCAACAGAGGACACCGUCGGCGGAUGCAGCGGAGGAGGAGGCGGGAGAGAGGUCGACGCCGAUAGCGGCGGAUCAGACGUCGGCGAGGGCUGGGCCAGCGGAAGGGACGACGCAGCAGGCCCGGACGACUGCUGCUGGGAAGAGUGCUGAGACAGCGCUGGUGGAGGCAGUGGAGGAUGCGGCUGAGACACCAGAGGAGAGCGGGGCUGGAGAUGCGGUCCCACGAUCUGUCGCUAAAGAACAGGUGGAGGGCGUGGAGGUCGGCGACGACGAAAGGAACCUCCACGGGCCCUCAGAUGAGGAUCAGUACGCCCGCGGGGUGAGCGAUACACUGGCUCACGGGGACGAGAGGGGGUCUCGGCCCCCUCGUGCUCGACCAGGGCAGCGGCGGUUCGGAGUAGGACUGGCGCCAGCCCGCCCUAGGCCUCUGGCGGGUUGGGAACAGCAGGGUACCCCGCCACGCGCUCCCGCCGUGGAUGCUUGCCCGUCAUCACAGCAGCGCCUGGAGGCACAGGAGGAGGCGGAAGGAGAGCGACGAGCAGCAGAGCAGGCGGAGGACGAGGCCCACGAGGAGGAAGCGGUGUUGGCAGCCAGCACCGCAGAGCGACGGAGGAGGGCUGGAACAAGCCGGCAAAGAGCGCUGCAAGAGAGAGCGGACGAACAAGCCGCGGGCCAACAGCCGCGAAACGUGGCGGCAAGAGCGGCCACGAGAGGCCGUGGGCGAGGCCGGGGCAGGGGCGGGCGCGUGGGUGAGCUGGCGAGAGCAGUAGCACGGGAAAAGGCCAGAUCUGGGAACUGGCGGGAAAGACACGAGAGGCCAGAACAAAUUGAGGAUGAACCAAUGAAUGAACCUGCAGGGGAGGAGGGGUCAGAAUAUAUGGAGGAACAGGAGGCGGAGUCAGAGGAGGUCUCGGUUGAGGCGGAGGAUGGGGUUCCCACAAAUGGGGAAGGGUGUCGGCGACGUGGACACAGACAAGGACGGGACACAAGGGAGGCAAACGCACAGGUGGGCGAAUCAGAGGCCCAGGUGGCAAACGAGGCUGCCAGCAAGGAGCGGGCACCCAAAGGGUGUUGGAUUGGGAUCUGGGACCACUCCGCGCCAGCGCACAGCCAUUCCUGGUAA